AUGAUCAGCUCGGUGUGUGUCUCCUCCUACCGCGGGCGUAAGUCGGGGAACAAGCCUCCGUCCAAAACAUGUCUGAAGGAGGAGAUGGCCAAGGGCGAGGCGUCGGAGAAGAUCAUCAUCAACGUGGGCGGCACGCGACAUGAGACCUACCGCAGCACCCUGCGCACCCUGCCGGGCACCCGCCUCGCCUGGCUGGCCGAUCCCGACGGCGGGGGCCGGCCUGAGUCGGAUGGCGGCGGCUGUGGAGGCGCGGGCGGCAGCGGGGGCGGAGGCUGCGAGUUCUUCUUCGACCGGCACCCCGGCGUCUUCGCCUACGUGCUCAACUACUACCGCACCGGCAAGCUGCACUGCCCCGCCGACGUGUGCGGGCCGCUCUUCGAGGAGGAGCUCACCUUCUGGGGCAUCGAUGAGACCGACGUGGAGCCCUGCUGCUGGAUGACCUACAGGCAGCAUCGCGACGCCGAGGAGGCGCUCGACAUCUUCGAAAGCCCGGACGGAGGAGGUGGCGGUGGCGGUGGCGGCGCGGGUCCUGGAGAGGAGGCCGGCGAUGAGGAGCGCGAGUUGGCCCUUCAGCGCCUGGGUCCUCAUGAGGGAGGUGCGGGGCCUGGCUCCGGGUCCGGGAGCUGCCGUGGCUGGCAACCCCGUAUGUGGGCGCUCUUCGAGGACCCCUACUCUUCCCGGGCAGCCAGGGUGGUGGCCUUCGCCUCCCUCUUCUUCAUCCUGGUGUCCAUCACCACCUUCUGCUUGGAGACUCACGAGGCCUUCAACAUAGACCGCAACGUGACUGAGAUCCACCGGGUGGGCAAUAUCACCAGUGUGCGCUUCCGCCGCGAGGUGGAGACCGAGCCCAUCCUGACCUACAUAGAGGGUGUGUGUGUGCUGUGGUUCACGCUGGAGUUCCUGGUGCGCAUCGUGUGCUGCCCUGACACGCUGGACUUUGUCAAGAACCUGCUCAACAUCAUUGACUUCGUGGCCAUCCUGCCCUUCUACCUGGAGGUGGGGCUGAGCGGCCUCUCAUCCAAGGCUGCUCGCGAUGUGCUGGGCUUCCUACGCGUCGUACGCUUCGUGCGUAUUUUACGUAUCUUCAAGCUCACCCGCCACUUUGUGGGCCUGCGCGUGCUGGGUCACACGCUGCGCGCCAGCACCAAUGAGUUUCUGCUGCUCAUCAUCUUCCUGGCUCUGGGCGUGCUCAUCUUCGCCACCAUGAUCUACUACGCCGAGCGCAUUGGCGCUAGGCCCUCCGACCCACGGGGCAACGACCACACCGACUUCAAAAACAUCCCCAUCGGCUUCUGGUGGGCUGUGGUCACCAUGACAACGCUGGGCUACGGGGACAUGUACCCCAAGACAUGGUCGGGCAUGCUGGUGGGGGCGCUGUGUGCGCUGGCCGGUGUGCUUACCAUUGCCAUGCCCGUACCUGUCAUUGUCAACAACUUCGGCAUGUACUACUCCCUGGCCAUGGCCAAGCAGAAGCUGCCUAAGAAACGGAAGAAGCAUGUGCCCCGGCCAGCCCAGCUCGAGUCACCUGUCUACUGCAAAUCGGAGGAGACCUCACCACGGGACAGCACCUACAGCGAUGCCAGCCCCCCUGCCCGGGAAGAGGGCAUGGUGGAGAGGAAGCGGGCAGACUCGAAGCAGAAUGGCGAUGCCAGUGCAGUGCUGUCAGAUGAGGAGGGAGCUGGCCUCACUCAGCCCCUGGCCUCUGCCCCAACCCCCGAGGAACGUCGAGCCCUGCGCCGCUCAGGCACCAGAGACAGGAACAAGAAGGCAGCGGCUUGCUUCCUGCUCAGCGCCGGGGACUAUGCCUGUGCCGAUGGCAGUGUCCGCAAAGAGACCUGCCAAGACGCCCUCUCGUCCAACUAUGCCCAGGCUGAAGUCCUCACUCUCUCCUAA
Molecule: messenger RNA, 1893 nt
Organism: Ochotona curzoniae (black-lipped pika)
Lineage: Eukaryota; Metazoa; Chordata; Mammalia; Lagomorpha; Ochotonidae
Gene: KCNC4
Product: potassium voltage-gated channel subfamily C member 4
Exons: 4
Coding region: 1-1893 (630 amino acids)
Biological process (GO): protein homooligomerization; potassium ion transmembrane transport
Cellular component (GO): axon; voltage-gated potassium channel complex; neuronal cell body membrane
Molecular function (GO): delayed rectifier potassium channel activity; protein binding
Source: RefSeq, a predicted model, not a curated record